CGCCGUUGCAACGAGCCAAGGGAACAAGAGCGAACUUCCACCGCAACAGGCUGUGCGAGGAAAAUGACUAUGGAAUGGGCACUCUCAAAAUUCCAAGAGGAGAAACUUCAGUCGAUGUUUUCCUUCUUUGUUCAGAGUGAGAUUGGCGUCGAAGAGGAGAAAUUCAACGAACUUCGCUGGAAAGUUUUAUAUAAGAACAUUCUCGACUUCACCGGCUGGACCGAGGAAUCGACAGAAGCGAAGCGAUGCAAGGGCGUGAUCGAGUGUUUCUUUAAGUCGAUGGUGGAGAAGUGCAACUUUCUACUCCAAGCGGAUAAAGAAGAAAAAAUUACAGACUUGUCCUCAGAGAACUGGUUCCGUACGUGGUCGCACCUGCUGCGCGGCAAGAAGGUGAUGGACGGAUUGCCAAUCUGGGUGACGGUCCUACCUAAGAUCCUCCUGGAAAUCAUCGACAGAGAUGGAGAUGGCGUGAUCAGUUUCGACGAAUUGAAGAGGUUUUACCAACAACUUCUCCCGAAGACCAAGAAUGUUCAAGAAAGUAUGAUGCUUUCAGCCUUUAACCAAAUGACUGAUAAAGGGACCUAUCACCUGGACAUCGACACUGUAGAACUGCUCUUCUCCAACUUCCUCAUCGGACAGACACCCUUCGCUCCGGGGAAAUACUUGUUCGGGUGUUACGGCACGGACGCUUCAACAACGCCAAAGAUCAAGAUUCUUCAAGAUUUCAACGAGGAGGUUGACGAACUAGACUCUACUUCGCCGCGCAAGGCCCUGAGCCCGACAACGAGGCUGAAACGUUCAGAGGUACCAAGACCAAGGCGGAAUUCCCUUCCGACAGGACUACUUGUUGGGAGUUAGAGGUCACGCCUGUGAUCGCGUAUGGCACAAGGACUUAGCAUCACUAUUUUGGCCAGAACUUGAAAUCCUAACGUAAUUAGAACUCGACCUUCAAAAUUAAAUUAUGGGACGCUGUUCUCUCUGGAAAUCAAAGAACAGACACCCACCCUCACAUUGUUCGGUAAAGUAAAAAUUUGUGGCAAUUAUAGCUGAUACCAUCUGCAAUGGAACAUAACUAGCUCGAUACCACAGGAAUUUGAGGCAAAAAGCCACAGGGCAUUUUUAAUUCGGCAAUUACGAAAUAUAAAUAAGAGGAUCAGUUGUUCUCUUAUCAGCCAAUUAACUCACGACAUGUCUCAAAUCCCAGUGUUCGAUAUCGCAGAAGUAGGUGGUCACACUUCACAGAACGCAUUGUACAAUACGCCUAUUUCAUUUUAAGACCUGCCUAACACGAUUUUGAACAAUGGGAUAGGCGUUCGCGUUGGCGUUGCUUUGUGAAAACUCCCUAUCAAAUCGCAACGCCAACGCCAACGCCGACACGAUCGUCCAUCCUCAGAGGUAUUCAAACAGGACCGCGUGCGUCCUCGAAAUCUCAAUACGAUUCCAAACCCGCAAUCAAAUAUGAAUUGUAUUAGUCUAUUUCUAAACAUUUGAUUGGAAUUAUUCGGAUCAAAGGAAUAUCAACGCGACACGAACCAGUAGCGAAUAUUUAACACACAAUUAUCUCUUUCGAUCACGAUUCCAAAUAGUUUACACGGGACAUCAGCUAAUGCUAAUGGCUUUUAAUCAUCAUUAUGGCUGACUAAUAGACGAUAGACGAUAGACGAUAAACCAAAAAUGAUGGC
Lineus longissimus is the source of this 1682-nucleotide messenger RNA. RefSeq lists its product as uncharacterized. The record is from RefSeq and is a predicted model, not a curated record. Gene Ontology annotation, molecular function: calcium ion binding. Bases 64 to 858 code for a protein of 264 amino acids. NCBI's taxonomy places the organism in Eukaryota, Metazoa, Nemertea, Pilidiophora, Heteronemertea, Lineidae. The transcript has 7 exons.